Lactuca sativa (garden lettuce) is the source of this 699-nucleotide messenger RNA. RefSeq names its product GCN5L1 family protein (gene BLOS1). Gene Ontology annotation, cellular component: BLOC-1 complex. Gene Ontology annotation, biological process: endosomal transport. The record is from RefSeq and is a predicted model, not a curated record. NCBI's taxonomy places the organism in Eukaryota, Viridiplantae, Streptophyta, Magnoliopsida, Asterales, Asteraceae.
CCAAAAGUUCUUUGGUGAUAACUGCAAGGGAUGUGAAUGGUCUAAUUCCCGAAAUGAGUUCACCGCGGCGAUUGCAGGCGCGUGCGCGCGUAAAUCCCUCGUCGGAGACUUCUCGAUCGGAUGUGCAAUCGGAAAGUCUCGAAUCAUCUCUACUCCGGCUCGUCAAUGAUCAUCAGAACUCCGCUAUACGACUCCGAGAACACACAGAGAAAUCGAAGAAAAAAGCGAUCAAGAGCGCGUCUCGCGUAUCAGAUCUGUUAGUGGAGGCUGUUAAUGGAGGCGUGGAAGAGUGUUUCGUGAACGAGAAGCGAAUCGAAGUCGAAAUCCGAGCAUUGAAGACCACCAUUAAGCGAUUUGCAAAACAGACUGAUCAGUGGCUUGCUUCUACUCAUGCUAUCAACAACGCUAUCAAGGAAAUAGGAGAUUUUGAGAACUGGAUGAAGACAAUGGAAUUAGAUUGUAAAAGCAUUGCUGCUGCUAUCUCCAACAUUCACCAGUCCUAAAUAGCAUGGUAAACUCAUGACACCAACUACUUGCCUUUUACAUUUAUGAUUUAUCUUCUCAUCAUGAUAGAAGUACAAGUAUUCAUAGUAUGUAAAUGAUGUAAAUAAAUGAAAUUAUACCUUUUCAAUUUCUUGGCUAUCAUACCAUAUUUUUAAGGGAACGUUGCAAAAAAAUAGCAAUGUACUUUUUAUUUUA